AUGCCAAUCGAAGGAACAAAUCACUCGCCAUCGGUCUCUGACCAGGAUCCCUUCUUUGACUCAUUGACAGAGCUCGAUCAACGGGCGCCGCUGGUCUCGAAAUUGGAGGGUGUCCUUCCUUACACACCGCGUACUGAUGUCGAUGGCUUUCCUCGGGCAUCCACAACAGGCAAAUUACUUGUUUGCCAUGAUUACAAGGGAGGAUACACUGAGUCGCCAACAGCUCCAGCAUAUACGUUCAACUACUGGCCUUACUGUGAAUCUUUCGUCUACUUCUCCCACCAUAGAGUCACUAUACCACCCUCUGGGUGGUCCACCGCCGCUCAUCGCCAGGGAGUGAAGAUGCUUGGGACGCUGAUCUUUGAGCAUGCGAAAUCCGAAGCCGACUGCCUGCGGCUUUUGGUCGGCCCCCUGCCCACCUUUACUGAAACCGGGCCUGCGAAGCCGACCCAAUUCACAGCACUCCCGGUGUCGCCUCACUAUGCACGCACGCUAGCCGAGUUGGCGUUCCGCCGUGGCUUCGACGGGUACCUUCUCAACUUCGAGGCUCCACUGAAAGGAGGCGUCGAGCAAACUCGUGCUCUAACUAUGUGGAUCGCGAUGCUCGAGAAGGAGAUGAAGAUGAAGGUCGGCCCACACGCCGAAGUAAUCUGGUACGACAGCGUGAUUGUCGAUGGCCAGCUCCGAUGGCAAGAUCGGUUGAACAGCACAAACCUCCCUUUCUUUCUCCCAUCGACGGGCUUCUUCUCGAACUACACAUGGCCAUCCGGUCACCCCAAGAGAACUGCGCAGUACCUCCUCAGCCUUGACCAGACUCACUACCGCCAGCCCAAAGAGCUCCAGAACCUCUUUAUUGGCGUCGACGUUUGGGGCCGCGGCUCACACGGCGGCGGCGGGUUCGGCAUCUACAAAGCCAUCACCCACAUCGACCCUGCUUCCAUGGGGCUCAGCGUCGCACUCUUCGGACAAGCCUGGACGUGGGAGAGCGAGCAAGACAAGCCAGGAUGGACGUGGAAGCAGUGGUGGGACUACGAGAGCAAGCUCUGGAUCGGGCCGCCCACGGCAGACGAAGACGUGCCCGUGCCCGAGCCGCCGCCGCCGCGCGAGGGCGAGCUGCCGUGCAAGCACGGCGCGUUCCAACCGAUCGCGGACUUCUUCCCGCGCCGACCGCCGCCGAACCCGGCCGCGCUGCCCUUCUUCACGUCCUUCUCGCCCGGGGUCGGCUGGGGCUGGUUCGUGCGCGGCGCGCGCGUGUUCCGCUCCGAGACGGGCUGGACGGACGUGGACAAGACGACGACGGUGGGCGACCUCGCGUUCCCGCGCCCGCGGCUCGCGUGGGACGACGAGGGGCGGACGGACGCGCUCCCGGAGGCGCGCGCGGAGCUGUCGAUGGACGACGCGUGGAUGGGCGGGAGCUCGCUGCUGGUGACGAUCGCGGCGCCGGGCUCGGACGCGGAGGACGCGUUCUUCCGGUGCGUGUGGCUGCCCGUGCAGUCGCUCGCGAUCACCCCGGGCAGGUCGUACCGUAUGUCCGCCGUCUACAAGGUGCACGAGGGCCCGGUCGACGCGGACGUGGGCGCGAUGGUCAAGCCUCUCGCGGACGGGGUCGAGGCGACGUUCGACGUGACGCCCGUCGCCGCGCCGGAGGUGCUGCCCCACGGGUGGGACGAGCUGGUAGUCGACUUCGUCGUGACGUCGGAGCACCCGCUCGACGUCCCCGUCGCCGUGGGGCUCGUCGUCGGCUUUGCCUGCGAGGACCCCACGGAGCCGGUCGAGUUCUCCCUGCUCGUCGGCGCGAUCAGCGUGUACGCCAACCCGGUCUCGCCCACGCUGACGGCGCUCAGCCCGAAGCUCCUGUGGGCGGACUUCGUCCCCGAGAAGCAUUUCGUCAUUUUCCAAAACCCGAGCUCCGUCUAUGGGACUGUCAGGUGGGGCGCGGGUGUGUCGCUGGGACCCGUGCCCGCGCUCACGAUGGGCUCACCCGAGGACCCAGAGCCGUCGUGGAUUCUCGACCACGCGAUCCCGGGCCUUUUGUACUGCAACAUAUACGUGCUCGGGAUGGACGGCGUCGGCGCGGGAGUGGCAGCACAGCCGGAGGACGCAGUGUUCAUUGGGACGACGGGGCUCGACGGGCGUGGUGGGUGGUUCUAUGCCGACUCGCAAUGCCUGCCGGAGGCCCUACGCGAGGCGGACGCGGUGCGGUACUAUGUGCAGGGGGUGACGGACAAAGGGAGGGUGCUGGAUUGGGAGGACUGCGUUUUUGUGACAACUCCUGACUAUUCGAAGCUGUACUGA
Messenger RNA from Epithele typhae, 2295 nucleotides. RefSeq names its product glycosyl hydrolase family 85-domain-containing protein. Gene Ontology annotation, molecular function: mannosyl-glycoprotein endo-beta-N-acetylglucosaminidase activity. The transcript has 7 exons. NCBI's taxonomy places the organism in Eukaryota, Fungi, Basidiomycota, Agaricomycetes, Polyporales, Epitheliaceae. The record is from RefSeq and is a predicted model, not a curated record. Gene Ontology annotation, cellular component: cytoplasm. The coding region runs from base 1 to 2295 and encodes 764 amino acids. Gene Ontology annotation, biological process: protein deglycosylation.